This is a messenger RNA of Bactrocera oleae (olive fruit fly), 2198 nucleotides long. It is a transcript of the gene Cwc25, whose product is annotated as CWC25 spliceosome associated protein homolog. Gene Ontology annotation, biological process: mRNA splicing, via spliceosome. Lineage: Eukaryota; Metazoa; Arthropoda; Insecta; Diptera; Tephritidae. The record is from RefSeq and is a predicted model, not a curated record. Gene Ontology annotation, cellular component: U2-type spliceosomal complex.
UAUAUUCACAAUUAUAUUAGGCAGAUUUCAUUCAUAACCAACAAGUUUUUAAUGUGGAAUCAACGCUGUGAAUCACAAAAACAGCUGAUUUAGAUUGUUUACCAAGGUUAACAUUUUAGUAAAACAGUACACAAAAGUGAAGAAAGUUAAAGUUAAUAUAAAUUUUAAUUAUAUACAUAUAUUGUUCAUUUUGUUUUUGGUUGCACCAAUUUAAAUAAAAGAAGAUUUUGCAAACAAGUACUCAUUUCCGGUAGUAAAGAAAAAACUCGACGUAAUGGGCGGCGGAGAUUUGAAUUUGAAGAAGUCUUGGCAUCCGCAUACAAUGAAAAACCAAGAAAAGGUGUGGAAAGCGGAGCAAGCCAAAUCAGAGGAAGAUAAAAAGCUCAAAGAUCUACGAAGGGAGAUAGAUGAAGAAAAAACACGAGAGGAGCUUAAACAGAUAGGUCGCAAUUCUGGUAUACUGCCACAGGAGGAUAAAAAAUUAGAAUGGAUGUACAAAAGUAGUAAUGAGCUUAUAAAUCGUGAAGAAUAUCUACUUGGAAGGAAUAUUGACAAAUCAUUUGAGAUGUUGCAAGCUGAGGAACAACGAAAAGAUCAAAAUAUGGUCGGUGUAAAACAAUCUAUAAAUCAUGUGGAACACGAAUGCAUACCAUUUUCCAUACGGUCUUACCGCAAUAUAGAGUCCACAGAACAAGUCGAUUUGCAGCGUAAAGUCAUGGAGGAUCCUUUAAUGUUAAUUAAACAACGGGAAAUGGAAUCAAGAAAAAAACUUCUGGAGAAUCCGGUAAAAUUAAAGGAACUUCACCGCAUUCUCAAAACUGAUGAAUUACUGAAAAAGUCUAAAAAAGUAAAAAAAUCUAAGAAGUCUAAAAAAUCCAAGAAAAAGCAUAAAAAACGUUCUAAAUCAUCCAGCGAUGACAGCUCUUCCGAUUCGAAAUCAGGCAGUGAUACCGCAAAGGAUCUAGAUGAGGAAUUAGCUAAGAGAUAUAAAAAGCUAAAUAAAGAGGAAGAUUUUUCUGGUUUAAAUUUGUCAAAAUUAUUGGACGCUAAAUUCGAAACUAUUACAAAAGAAUUGGAUAAAGCUGCCAGAAGUAAGCGCAAAAACGAUCACCGAUAUCGCUCAAUUAGCAGUGACAGUGUUCAUGACAACAGGAGGAGAAGUCGUUCCAGGGAACGUGAAAGAAGAGUAGAGAAAAAUUCGUAUGAGAGUAAAGGAAGGCAAAAAACAGUUAGAAGCCCUCGUCAUAGAUCACCCAAUAGCUAUCAAAAGAGACAAAGUUCGAUUAUACGAUCACCCGACGAACCUCGUAAACGACAAUACUCCACCUCUCCUUCUAUUGAAAGGGAUGUUAGAAAUAUUUCCAAUUCAAAAAAGUCACGUUCAAGUCGUUCAUUAAGUAAAGAUCGUAAGAAGAUAAAUGAUUAUCGAUCGAGAAAACUAGAACCACAGUCGAGACGGCAAGAUUAUAAGGAGUAUGAAAUACAACAAAAAUACAAAUCUCGUUCCAAGUCACCUAAACUUGGUAAAAGUCGACGUCGUUCUGAAACUAGAUCUUCAAUACGCUUAAGUAGAAGGGAACAUUCAAGAUCUUUACGCAGAAGAUCACGUUCCCCACGCAGAAAUUCACGUUCUCCACGUAGAAGUUCCCGCUCUCCAGGUAGAAGUUCACGCUCUCAGCGUAGAAGUUCACGUUCUCCACGUAAAAAUUCACCUUCGCGGAGAAGUUCACGUUCCCCAGAUCGAAGUUCACGCUCUCCACGUCGGCGAGAGAGAUUAAAUGAUCGUAAUGAAAAUAAAUGGGGCCAUGGGCGAUUUAAUGAAAGUAAAGUGAUAGCAUCACAGAAAAAAUUAAGCAAUGAGGAAAAGGAAGCACGUCUUCGGGAAAUGAUGGAAAACGCUAGUUGGAGGGAGGAGGAUCGGGUGAAAUCAGUGCAAAAGUAUCGCGAAGACAAUGCCCGUGAAGAGGAACAUUAUAAAAAUCAGCAUUUCGACAAGGAAUUCAUAAAUAAGGAAGUAAAGAAAGCGAUUGCUACACAGUCCUCAAUUGGGUCUAGAAUUCGUUCAAACUUGAAUAAUAUUCAACGCACAUCCGCCGCUAUGAAUUCAAAUUUUACGAAAAAAUAAUUCAAAUAUUUUCCUAGUUUUAAGUAAAUUCCGUUUUUGUAACUAAUAAAUACAUGUAUUUAACGUUUUUAAA